Messenger RNA from Papaver somniferum (opium poppy), 1107 nucleotides. RefSeq names its product protein ALP1-like. Bases 1 to 1107 code for a protein of 368 amino acids. NCBI's taxonomy places the organism in Eukaryota, Viridiplantae, Streptophyta, Magnoliopsida, Ranunculales, Papaveraceae. The transcript is spliced from 3 exons. The record is from RefSeq and is a predicted model, not a curated record.
AUGGCUCCUCUAGUCUUGACAAAGAAAAGAAAACUAGAAAUGAUGAAUGAUAAUAUCAGAACAACGUUGGAUGCUGUAACUUUAUUUUACGUCUACUUUUAUUCAUAUGUUCUGCGUUAUCAAAGUUGCGUGUUAAGAUCAAAUGAUCGUUUUGAAAUGACUACUGUACGACUGUGGGUGAUGCAAGAUUUAGUUUACAAAAGCGACAUAAAUUGUAAAUCGCAACUUCGCCUCGAUAGACGUACUUUUCGAAUACUUUGCCAUAAGCUGUCCACAAUAAGCGGACUAGAAGAUAAUAGGAAUUCUGAUGUUGAAGAAAUGGUUGCGGUAUUUUUGUAUGUAAUUGCACAUCACCAUAAGAAUAGAGUUGUAGGGUUUAUGUUCAAGCGAUCUGGAGAAACCAUUAGCAGAUAUGUAAACACGGUAUUGAAAGGAGUUAUUAGACUUCAAGGGGAGUUGCUUAAACAACCAGUUGCAGUGGCUACAAGUUCUGUUGAUGAGAGAUGGAAUUGCUUCAAGAACUGCCUAGGGGCAUUAGAUGGAACACAUAUUAGUAUCCAUGUGGCAACCGAAGACAAGCCUAGGUAUCGUACAAGGAAGAGCUCGAUUGCAACUAAUGUAUUAUGUGUAUGCUCCCAUAACUUGGAGGUUAUAUAUGUGUAUCCUGGCUGGGAAGGUUCAGCUGCCGAUUCUCGUGUUCUUAGAGAAGCAAUAUACAAAAAGAAUGGCUUAGAAGUUCCACAAGGUUACUAUUACCUUGUCGAUGCCGGUUAUCCGAAUAGUGGAGGAUUUCUUGCGCCUUUUAGAGGUCAACGUUAUCAUUUAAAGGAAUGGGGGCAAGGUCGUUUAGAACCAAGGACAGCUGAAGAACUAUUCAAUAUGAAACAUUGUAGGGCUAGGAAUGUGAUUGAACGCGUUUUUGGAUUGUUGAAAAUGAGAUGGGCAAUACUUCGGAGUCCUUCAUGGUAUCCAGUAAACAUACAUUGUCGUUUUAUCAUGGCUUGUUGUUUAAUCCAUAACCUUAUUAGGAGAGAAAUGCCUAUGGAUGAAUUUCUAGAGGAAGACAAUUAUGAAGAUGGACCAGUUAAUUUAGUUUCUCCUCAAUAA